AUGAGUGAAGGUACAGCAACGAUUCGUACUCGUAAAUUCAUGACCAACAGAUUGUUGGCUCGCAAGCAAAUGGUAUGCGAUGUUCUCCAUCCAGGCAAACCAACCGUCAGUAAGACGGAAAUUCGUGAAAAGCUGGCGAAGAUGUACAAAGUGACACCCGAUGUUGUUUUCGUGUUCGGCUUCAAAACUAACUUUGGAGGCGGCAAGUCUACUGGUUUUGCCCUCAUCUACGACACAUUAGAUUUCGCAAAGAAAUUCGAGCCUAAACACAGGCUGGCUCGCCACGGUCUAUACGAAAAGAAGAGACCCACACGUAAACAGCGUAAGGAACGUAAGAACAGAAUGAAGAAGGUACGUGGUACUAAGAAAUCUAAAGUAGGUGCUGCCGCCAAGAAGUGA
Messenger RNA from Leptosia nina, 399 nucleotides. The record is from the annotation of a GenBank genome assembly. Lineage: Eukaryota; Metazoa; Arthropoda; Insecta; Lepidoptera; Pieridae.